GUUGGCUCUCUUUCUUUCUUCAUUUCUUUGUGGUGCGGCACCGUUGUCGUUCCCUUUUUCACUCUUUGUCGGGCAUCAUUGUCGUGGGCUCGAGAGCCAACACACUGUCUUCCCGGCCGUUGUCCGCCUGUCACGUUGGCAGGGAUUUCAUCCAAAGUUUAAGAAGGAAGGAGUUUGCGCCAUCUGACCAGGCCAUCCCAGACAAAAACCGUUGACAUUUUAUCCCAAGGCAGGAAGGCCUACCUACAUGCAUGUGCCUUCUACCUACUCUAUUGAGAUAACCUACUGGGCCUCUCGUUCAUCUCAGCGCGGAAGGAGCGAAAGACGAGCUGACCACCACAACAGCCGCCGCCUCCGCCGCCUCCGCCUCCGCCGCCUCCUCCGCUACGCUACCCUAAACACUUCUUUCUCACUCAAACUUUGGUUCGUCGUAGCGUUGGACCUGCAGAAGCCUCGCUCUCCCGCCCCCAAUCCACCCAGACGCCGGUGCCAACCGGCCAAUGCUACGCCGGGACCCGUCGAUUUAAUAUAUUAUUCCCCUGAGUACCACCCUCGGCAAGCCCUUUCACCCCUCCUCCUCUUCUUCUCCUGUCCUAAAUACAUGAAGCUCGCCAUUCGGCCUCUACAGAAGAUGAGAUUCUUUCGCAAGGACAAGGACAAGAAGAAGCAGCAGCAGCAGCAGCAGCAGCAGCAGGGUCAUCGGCAGCAAAAGUCGCACGAUUUCACCGAUCAGCAGUUGUCAAAAUACUCGUCGCAGGUACAGCAAAACUACCGCAACGUCGUCUCGCCGCCCGGCACCCACAUCCCGACAAGGGCCUCCGCCGCUCUCUUCCAAAGCCUGCCAAAGAAUAUACUCCUCCGCAUCUUCGCCUCCGUCUGCCCUCACACACAAGACGAGACGUACGAAACAUGCGAGACGAGCGCUAUCUUUGACGCUUGCAUGUUAUGCGAUCUGAGAGAUCUAGCCCACUGCGCGCGCGUCUGCUGGAAAUGGAACCAGGCAGCCAACGCCCUGCUGUACCACAGCAUCCGGAUCGACGCCGUUCACUACUGCCCUCGCGAGAUUUACCUGUCGGAGCAGCGGAAGCGCAAGACCUUCUUCAAACGUAACGCCGACCCCGAAGAUACCCCCACCGUUCGCCUGAAGCUGCUCUGCAGGACGUUGCGCGAGGAUCCCACGCGCUUCGGCUCCCGAGUUCGCUACUUCAAGGUGCCUUACAUGCUCCGGGAAGCUGCCACAGCCGAUCUCGCUCGCAUCAUUCAUGUGCUGCCGAACCUGGUCUACGUCGACCUGCCCGAGGGUCUCUUUUCCGACGAACACGGCUAUGCAACGCUCAGGCUCGAGGUCGAGGCUAGAUGCCGAGACCUCCGCAAAAUGACAUACCACGGAGGCGCUGAGGGCAGCUUGUCCAAGCUGGCGCACGGCGGGAUAUGGCAGAAUCUGGAGGUCCUCGAGUUGAUCAAGAUCAACAUGGACCCGAUCGUUCUGCGACACGCUCUGGCGAACCUUGGAAGGCUCCGCGCGUUGAAGGUGAUGGAUUCGCAAGCCUUCUCAGACGAUAUCUUCACCCGCAACGAAGAGUUGCCUCCUUUCCCGCCCCUGGAGGAGCUUAUUCUCAGCAAUACCCCUGCAGUCACCGCUAACGGCUUGGUCGACUACCUCGCCCGUGCUGACACUCGCAACCACCUACUCGUCCUGUCUCUGCUCAAAACAGGCGUCCACCCCGCCACACUCGCCGAUAUUCUCUCUGCAGCCACGAAUCUGCAGACGCUAGCCAUCGAGGCCUUGGUGAGCGACGCUUUCAAGAGUGGUCCGAGGACGCGUCGGCUCGCGUCGACCUCCUUGGAAUCCCUACGCUUCGAGAUCACUGCACACAAGUCUGUGGGCCCCUACUCCAGUGUUACAGCUAGUUACUACACAUAUUUGGCGGCAUCCCUCAGAGGCAACGGUAUGCCUAAUCUGAGGUCGGUUUACGUCCUGGACGAGUACUUUCAGGACGAGCUUGAGGGUCUGCCCCGCCCUGCAGCACCCUUCUCGUACGGGGCGAACGCUCGACCCAAGUCUUCCCACUCCGUCACUUCUCACCGGCCAAUGUCGGGCCUGCCCAGCGGCAGACGCGGUGGCCUCGCGCCACCUAGCAGCGCCGGCAUGGCGGUCCCCCGCCCCUUCGCCGCCGCUUCCAACGUUCGCGCUUCGCAGCGCUUCAGCUCUACGAACCCCUUCGCCGGCACAGGGCCGCUGUCUCACCCCCUGACGAUCUACACCAAAACAGACGAUGCAUUGGACUGGUCAUCGGUGAUGCUUCAACCGACUUCGCCUCUGGGUGGCGGUUCUCACCACCGCGGAAGCAUGAGCUUUCACGGCGAUCGCCCUAUCAGCUCCUAUGGCUUGGGGGCUGAUAUUGCGGGAUCCGGAUGGAACACGUCCGCAGCGAGAAAGAGUGUCAUGGUGGGCAAUGGCGCUGGCAUGUUCAUGGCCUUACCGAGCCAGAACACCGGCGGCAGCAAGGGGAGUGACGAGGAUCUCUGGCCCAGACCCAGCACAGCGAACAACGAGAAAAAGUCGGCCGACCUUUGGCGAUGAUUGAAGGCCGCCUAGUCACGACAUUGGGGAGGGCUGUCUGCCCCAGACAGAACCAGGAGAGAGAAACACGAGACGAGAGACGCUAUUAAUGAUUUGAGAUUUGGACAGGUACGGGGGACACGAGAGGAUGGAAGGAAGGAAGGGGGAUAAAAGUCAAAAACAUGCUGAUGGGCCCAAACUUCUUUUCUUUCGCUUCCGCGCCUUUUUCUUUCUUUUUCUUUUUCUCUUCGGCCCGGGCAAGAGACAACUCGGGACAGUUAGGAUUGCUUUCCGUUGCCUAAGUUUGUAACAAUACUAUACCCUGAUGUUUUUUUUUCGGAGUAGAGAGGGUGGUUUCAAACAACAGUCUUUUUUCG
Molecule: messenger RNA, 2940 nt
Organism: Colletotrichum destructivum
Lineage: Eukaryota; Fungi; Ascomycota; Sordariomycetes; Glomerellales; Glomerellaceae
Product: Putative F-box domain, leucine-rich repeat domain superfamily
Exons: 2
Coding region: 248-2584 (778 amino acids)
Molecular function (GO): protein binding
Source: RefSeq, a predicted model, not a curated record